AUGGCAACAACUUCUUAAAUAAUUCAAGAUUUUGGUAAUAUCUCUUUUAGAGAGUGUCAUUUUGUUGGAAGGAUAUUUUUAGAGAAGUUGCUAGAACACGAAUUCUUUAAUGAUAGAGCUACUGAUGAGGAAGUGUCAGAUAUAUAGAAGAGAGUGAAGGAAUGA
This is a messenger RNA of Paramecium pentaurelia, 165 nucleotides long. Lineage: Eukaryota; Ciliophora; Oligohymenophorea; Peniculida; Parameciidae. The record is from the annotation of a GenBank genome assembly.